GAGAAACACAUUCAGCAGCCCUGUCCAUUGUAAACAGCGCUGUAAACGCUAACCUUUUCAACGGGAACCUCUGCUAUAAAGACUUUAUGGCUGAACUAGCCAAACUCUUGUCGUCUGAGUUGAUUGGCCCGACUGCUUACACCUCAAGGAUUGCAAACAUGUCCGCGGAAGUGGAGAAAGCGCUUUCAUCACGCCCCAGACUGAUGCCAGAGAGCAACUUGAACCGUCUGACGUGUAAAGUGUACGGCUGCAAGAGGACGUAUAAAGACACGGAGAGCCUCAACGCUCACCUGCAGGACCAUCAGAUACCUGUGGAGUCCCUACCAGGGAGGGUGUUCUUGUGCUCCACCGUGGGCUGUGACGGCUCGUUCUCUAGCAUGCAGGAUCUAAUGGAGCACAUGAGGGUCCAUUACAAGCCAAACAUCUAUUUCAUCUGUGAGAGUUGCCGUGCGAAGCUGCGCUCCUACCGUACGCUGCUGAAACACAUCCAGACCUGCGCUAAGGUGGCCAGGAGCAAGGCCAACAGGUCUGAGGCGGGAGGAGAACCGGGAGGAGAACCGGGAGGAGAACCGGGAGGAGAACCCGGAGGAGAACCAGGAGAAGAACCCAGAGGAGAACCGGGAGCCCUGCCAGGAGGGGAACCGGGAGGAGGUGAACCAGGAGGGGAGACAGGAGGAGAACUGGGAGGAGACCCGGAACCCCCGACGCUGACGCCAGCAGACCAGGAGCCCCAGCCCCCGACCCUGACGCCAGCCACAGCCACAUCAGCCCCUGGACCCAGACCCGGUCCUGAUGGGUCAACCGGGCCCGAUACAGCACCCGCUCUAGUACCCGGUCCUGAUGCAGCCGAUACGUCCGAGCCGGAACCGAUGGAGACUGAGCCCAGCGAGCCGGUACCCAUGGAAACAGCAUCAGCAUCAGCAUCAGGACCAACAGCAUCAUCAGCAUCUCCAUCAGCAGUCGCCGGGUCCUCGGGCCCCUCGGAUGCAGAGCCACCCUCGCUGUCCUUCAGCCCCAGGGAGGCUCCGCCCCCCCAGAGCCCCAGCUCCCAGCCCCCGGCCCAGAGCCCCAGUGUCCCCCAGAGCUCCGCCUCCUCACAGCCCAACCCUCCCCCCUCCUCCUCCUCCUCCUCCUCACAGCCCAACCCUCCCCCCUCCUCCUCCUCCGCCUCACCACCCAACGCUGCUGCUGCUGCCACCGCCACCAGCGCCACCCGGAGGAAGAACCAAGGCCAGUCCUAUCGCAGUCGUAUCCUUUGGAAGCACACCAGGGGGCGCUACAGCUGCCUCCAGUGUGGCCACAUCACCCCCAACCGCAAGGAGAUGACGUCACACCUCCAGGAGCACAAGAGCCCGCACAGCAGGUCCCCCUCCGACUCUGAUGGACCUGAGAGUUCCCCUACGCAGCCUCAGCCUCCAUCAGAUUGCGAUGCGCCCGCCGACGCCGACGCACAGACCUGAGUCACUUCCUCCCGCU
Molecule: messenger RNA, 1476 nt
Organism: Engraulis encrasicolus (European anchovy)
Lineage: Eukaryota; Metazoa; Chordata; Actinopteri; Clupeiformes; Engraulidae
Gene: znf414
Product: zinc finger protein 414
Exons: 10
Coding region: 159-1460 (433 amino acids)
Source: RefSeq, a predicted model, not a curated record